UCAAAAUCAGAACAUAUAAAAAUGAAGUUCGGAAAAGAAUUUUCGUCACAGAUGGUGCCUGAGUGGCAGCAGGCUUACGUGGACUACAAGUAUCUCAAAACCCUAAUCAAAGAUAUCAACCGCUUCAAACGCAAAACCAAUCCUCAAGGCCAUGAGAUGACAACGGCUCUGCACCGCACAUUCAGCGGUCAAAAGAGACAUGGCUUUGGCGGCGGUUGCGGUCAGAUCAGCCGCUCUUCGACAGUGGUCGACAUUAACGACGGAAUAACGACGGCGCCGAUUCAUGUGAGUUCUUCGGUGACUCACCAGUACGAGACGACGUUUUUUAUGACGGCGGAGAGAGGAGGAGAGUAUGAGUUGGUGUUUUUCCGGCGACUAGACGACCAGUUCAACAAAGUGGAGAAGUUCUAUAAAGAGAAAGCUGAUGAAGUGGUGAAAGAAGCGGCGGCGCUUAACAAACAGAUGGAUGCGCUGAUCGCGUUUAGGUUUAAGAUGAAGGAGGAGCGUACGGCGGAGAUGACUCUUAUGGCCUCACCUAAUGCGGUUUCUCCGGCGGAGCUCGCCAAAACGUCUAAAGCUCAAUCUCCCACGGGUGUCAUAGAGGAAGGAGGCUCCAGUGGAGCUGGUCGAUCCGAUGAAAAUGACAAUAGCGUUGAAAAAGAAAGUUAUAGCAAAACAACACUCAAACCGGCCAAUGACAUGAGCAAGAUGAAAGAUACGACGAGACCAGCUUCGAUGGGAGUUCUAAACUCCGUCAGAAUCAGCUACACUAAGGGAACGCCUAGUUCCACCAUUAAAAGCGUUCUCAAAGUCUCGAACGAGCCAGAGCUCAUAUUAAACAGGUAUAAUCUAAGGAAAAUCGAGGAGAAGCUAAGCUGUGCGUUCGUAGAGUUUCAUCGGAAACUAUGGUUUCUUAAAAGCUAUAGCUUUUUGAAUGUGUUGGCGCUUUCGAAGAUAUUGAAGAAGUAUGACAAGGUAACUUCGAGGGAUGCUGCGAAGUCUUACAUGACAAUGGUUGAUAACUCUUGCCUUGGAAGCUCUGAUGAGGUUAUGAGACUCCUUGAUCAUGUUGAAACUACAUUCAUAAAGCAUUUCACAAAUGGCAACAGAACAAAAGGAAUGAACAUCUUGCAACCUAAAGCUAAAAGAGAGAGACACCGACUUACAUUUUCCACAGGUUUCUUGGGUGGAUGCAUGUUUUCCCUCGUUGUGGCUCUUGUCGCUAUCGUUCGCACCCGAAACAUCUUACAAGAUGAACGCCAGGAACUGUACAUGAACUCAAUGUUUCCUCUUUAUAGCUUGUUCGGAUUCAUCGUGUUGCACAUAAUUAUGUAUGCUGCUAAUAUUUAUUUUUGGAGGCGGUAUCGAGUAAACUAUUCCUUCAUAUUUGGAUUCAAACAAGGAACUGAACUCGGCUACAAACAAAUACUAUUCGUGGGAUUCAGCAUUGGUGCGCUUGCGCUUCUUUGUGUCCUUGCCAAUCUUGACAUGGAGACAAACCCCAAAACUAAAGAUUACCAAGCAUUAACUGAACUCCUUCCUCUUUGCCUCCUCAUUACUAUGCUCAUAGUUCUAAUCCUACCAUUCAACAUUUUCUAUCGAUCAAGUCGCUACUUCUUUCUGAAUUGCCUAUCUCGCAUUCUUGCUGCUCCUCUUUGCAAGGUGACAUUACCCGAUUUCUUCUUGGCAGAUCAAUUAUGUAGCCAAGCGCAAACUCUUCGAAGCAUUCAUUUCUACAUAUGUUACUACGGUUGGGGAGACUUCAAACAAAGGCAAAACACUUGUAGAGAGUCACGAGUCUUCAACACUUUCUUAUUCAUUGCUGCUGCCUUCCCAUUCGUUUCUCGCUUCCUUCAGUGCAUGAGGCGAGUGUUUGAAGAGAGAAACAUUGAACAAGGGUAUAAUAGUUUCAAGUACUUUUUAGUAGUAGUUGCUGUUUGCUUAGGGAUGGCUUAUGAAGUUGAUCGAAAGAAAGAUCGUCAAACUAUCUGGAGAUGGUCAGGUGGGGUUACUUCUGCCAUGGCUGUGGUUUUCUGUACGUACUGGGACUUGGUUCAAGACUGGGGACUUCUUAACCGAACAUCUAAGAAUCCGUGGUUACGUGAUGAACUCCUAGUACCCCACAAAGAAGUUUACUUCAUUGCCAUGAUCUUGAACGUGGUGCUGAGAUUUGCGUGGCUGCAAACAGUGCUAGAUUUACAAUUUGAGUCAAUUAACACACAGGCGGUGAUUGCCUUUGUUGCAAGUCUUGAGAUCAUUCGUCGUGGGAUAUGGAAUUUCUUCAGGUUGGAGAACGAACAUUUAAACAAUGUCGGGAAGUUUAGAGCUUUCACGACAGUUUCAUUACCAUUCAACUACGAGGAAGACCAAUAAAUAUUGUGUGGCCUUAAUUAGUGGUAAGUUAAUCGGCUUAGCAUGAUAUCGCCCAUUUGUAUUACUAGUCAGUACUAGGUUAAGAUGGAACCAACAUUAA
Brassica oleracea var. oleracea is the source of this 2473-nucleotide messenger RNA. Its product is annotated as phosphate transporter PHO1 homolog 6-like. Gene Ontology annotation, biological process: phosphate ion transport; cellular response to phosphate starvation. Bases 22 to 2373 code for a protein of 783 amino acids. The transcript is spliced from 12 exons. Gene Ontology annotation, molecular function: inositol hexakisphosphate binding. NCBI's taxonomy places the organism in Eukaryota, Viridiplantae, Streptophyta, Magnoliopsida, Brassicales, Brassicaceae. Gene Ontology annotation, cellular component: trans-Golgi network; cytoplasm; plasma membrane. The record is from RefSeq and is a predicted model, not a curated record.